AUGUCUGCAGACUGUUCACUCCCCGGCCAAGGCUCACGAAAUUCGAACCUGUCUUUCAUCCUCAAAAAACCACACGACGUCGAAUUUGUUGAACAAUCAAUGCCACAACUUUCAUCACCCAAAGAUGUCAUAGUUGCUAUUAACUAUACUGGUAUAUGCGGGUCGGAUGUGCAUUACUGGGAUCAUGGCAAGGUCGGUCACUUCAAAGUGGAAAAUCCUAUGGUUCUGGGCCACGAGUCCGCUGGAACUGUAGUAGAAGUCGGCAGUGCCGUGAAAGGCCUCCACCCCGGUGACAAAGUCGCUAUCGAGCCUGGAUCUCCGUGUCGGUGGUGCGCUGAAUGCCUGUCUGGUCGGUAUAACCUCUGCCCCGACAUGGUUUUUGCGGCCACACCUCCUUACCACGGCACGCUUACCGGCUUCUGGGCUGCACCAUUCGACUUCUGCUAUAAAUUGCCGCAGGAGGUAUCUCUCCAGGAGGGAGCCUUGAUCGAACCGCUCGCAGUUGCAGUACACAUUGUGAAGCAAGCCCAGAUAACGACAAUACCUGGUGCAAGUGUCGUCGUUAUGGGAGCUGGUCCAGUAGGCAUUCUGUGCGGAGCGGUUGCCAAAGCCUUUGGCGCGACCAAGAUCAUCGGUGUGGAUGUAAUACUGUCAAAGCUGGAAUUUGCAAAACGUUUUGGCUUUACGCAUGUGUAUUUAUCGCGACGAAUCUCAGCCGAAGACAAUGCUAAGGCACUCCUUGAUCAAUGUGGUCUAGAUGGGGGUGCGGACAUUGUUAUUGACGCAAGUGGAGCGGAACCCUCCAUUCAAGCCAGUCUCCACAUCAUUAGGGCCGGAGGCACCUAUAUUCAGGGCGGUAUGGGCAAGGCAGAUAUCAACUUCCCCAUAAUGGCCUUGUGUCAAAAGGAGGUCACAGCCAAAGGCAGUUUUCGCACGGAGGCCCGCUCCACGGCCACAAUAUUUAUGAACUACGAACAAAGGGGAACCAUAUAA
Diaporthe amygdali is the source of this 993-nucleotide messenger RNA. RefSeq lists its product as uncharacterized. Gene Ontology annotation, biological process: D-sorbitol catabolic process. The transcript is spliced from 2 exons. The record is from RefSeq and is a predicted model, not a curated record. Gene Ontology annotation, molecular function: zinc ion binding; L-iditol 2-dehydrogenase (NAD+) activity. Lineage: Eukaryota; Fungi; Ascomycota; Sordariomycetes; Diaporthales; Diaporthaceae. Bases 1 to 993 code for a protein of 330 amino acids.